Wallemia mellicola CBS 633.66 is the source of this 868-nucleotide messenger RNA. Its product is annotated as 20S proteasome subunit. Gene Ontology annotation, cellular component: proteasome core complex; nucleus; proteasome core complex, alpha-subunit complex. The transcript has 3 exons. The coding region runs from base 24 to 803 and encodes 259 amino acids. Lineage: Eukaryota; Fungi; Basidiomycota; Wallemiomycetes; Wallemiales; Wallemiaceae. Gene Ontology annotation, biological process: ubiquitin-dependent protein catabolic process. The record is from RefSeq and is a predicted model, not a curated record.
GUCAUACAACAAGAAGAGCCCAAAUGUCGCGAUCUUACGAUAGAGCAUUGACUGUUUUCUCACCAGAUGGUCACUUAUUCCAAGUUGAAUACGCUUUAGAAGCUGUUAGAAAGGGUACAUGUGCUGUUGGUCUCGCUGGUAAAGAUAUCGUUAUCCUCGGUGUAGAAAAGAAAUCAACUUUACAACUUCAAGACCCUAGAUCAAUAAAGAAAGUCGUUAACUUGGAUGAUCACGUCUCUCUUGCUUUCUCCGGUUUAACAGCUGAUGGUAGAAUUCUCGUCGAUAAAGCUAGAGUUGAAUGUCAAUCACAUAGACUCACCGUAGAAGAUCCCGUCACCGUAGAGUACAUUACAAGACACAUCGCGCAAAUUCAACAAAGAUACACUCAAUCAGGUGGUGUUAGACCAUUCGGUUUGAGUUGUUUACUCAUUGGAUACGAUCCAUACGAUAAUAUACCAAAAUUGUACAUGACAGAACCAUCUGGUAUUUACACAGCUUGGAAAUCUAUCGCUAUUGGUAAAUCAUCAAAGACUGUUAGAGAAUUCCUCGAGAAAAACUACCAAGAUGAUUUAAAUGAUGAUGACGCAAUAAAGUUAACGAUCAAGAGUUUACUUGAAGUCGUACAGACUGGUGCCAAGAAUAUCGAAAUUUCUAUUAUGAAGAAGGGCGAAAAGGUAAAACAGCUUGACAAUCAAACUAUUGAAGAUAUAGUGAAUACUAUAGAACAAGAGAAUAAAGCAUUAGAUGAGCAACGUAAAUCGAGGUUACAACAACAAUUAGAUGCUCAAUCUGCAAUGACAUAAGCUCAAUUUUUUUUUAUUGUAUAUUAAUUUUAUCUGUCAAAAUGUCAUCAUCAUUCAAACUUGAC